This is a messenger RNA of Cyclocybe aegerita, 1920 nucleotides long. The record is from the annotation of a GenBank genome assembly. NCBI's taxonomy places the organism in Eukaryota, Fungi, Basidiomycota, Agaricomycetes, Agaricales, Hemipholiotaceae.
AUGACUUCGCAUAGGCAGCAACUCGAGGCGCAAGCUGAGAAAGGGAAGACAUCAGGUGGCACGUCCAAGCACGCACGACAGUCUUAUGUCGGUCCGCAUGUGGAUGACCCGGAGGACCCUUUGUCGGAGGAGGAAGACUUCGAGCGAUUCAAAAUGGAGAUUUGUGCCCAAAAGAUUAUCGAAUUCCACCAGGCGGCUGCCUUGGCUGACAUCGAAUUGGCGGUCGAGAUCUACAAGGGUCGGAAAGCUGCAGGCGGCAAGAAGCACGAGGUGUUGUCGAGCAUCAGAAGCGAAUGGUGCAGGUGGCAGGUGCAGAUGGAGAAGGAGGAAGAACGGAAGGCGAUCGUGAACACUGAACGUUCCAGGCGCAGGUCGGACUCCCCCGCCGACGACCAGGACGUUCAUCGACCCUCGUCGCACCGAUCCCAAGAGCAAGUUCCUAACCGUCUUGAAUUCGAAUUUGAUUUGGACCGUGUUUUGUCGGAUGACCCAAACGAGCGCCACGGCAAUAUAGACCAGCUCCUCGAGCAGAUGUUCCCAGGAUCUUCGUCUACAGACAGUGCUUCAUCUCAUCCUCCCGAACGGCAUGCCCAUCCCAGACCCGCCGCAACUUUUGGAAAGGAGCACGAUAUCCACCUCAAGCCAAGCAUCCUUCUCCUCGGCGAGCCAAGCGAGCUUGUCCCAUGGCCAGCGCCAACCGACCGCGAAGACAUCGCAUCGAAAGUCCGCCUGCUACAGAACAACCAGUUAACCGAUGACGCUGGCGCCUUCUUGACCAACCACAUAAUGCAGCAACUAGACGUCGCUUCCGCCUUCAUGGAGUGGGCUGGAGCAGGAGGAAUGUCGGCGGGUGCCUUGAAUGGUUCAGCACCGAGUCUUCCUUGGGCAACAAAGCCAGCAACCCAGUCAGACCCUACCCCUAACCCUUGGUCGUCGAAGGACAUCCGUGCUACUCCUGUCGCCAGCGGCUGGACGAAGAGGAAGCCUUCCAUCUGCACCCCUCAGCCUCCGCAAUUUUCCUUCAACAAUCCCUUCGGGACGCACGAACAACCAGGAGCGCCAUCCUUGUCCGCCACGGGCGCGUUCAAUUCAUCGACUGCCAAAGGAAAGAAACCUGCUGCCUUUCUGACAGGACCUCCACAAGCUGCAGAAGAGCCUGCGAAAAGGCGGUCGCCCUUAGCCUCUGCCCCAGAGCCAUCUAGCAAGGGUCUUACUACCUCCUUGCCACCCAGCGUUCUUCCCAAGGUCGAGAAGCCGCCAACAGUUGCUCCUCCGGCACCUGCUGGCAAGAAGUUGAACAAGAAGCACCGUCAGGCGAACAAGAAGAAUACGACCGCUGCUUCCAGUGUUGAGGCUGCUGAAGCUGAGCCAGUGUCCACACCUGCACCUCCUGUCCCGCCUGUUACUGCCAAGCCAGCUUCGCCAAAUGCACUAGCUCAAGGCCCACAGCAGCGUACGUCGACUCUGCCGGAGUCCGCGCCUCAGUCGUCGGAGACUAUGUUCUCGAUGUCAAAAUCGAUUCCUGGUAUGGCUCGUGUCCGAAGGGAUUCGAAUAUGGCAGACCCUGCCAGGGGCGGAUGGGACGACGCUGUCUCGACUCCUCGAGCAGCUUCCAAGAUCCUUUCUUUUCUCCAGGAGUCGACGCCGUCUAUCAAGCCCGAAGGAACUCCUCGCCCGAGUCUCUUCAAGACGUCCACAAACCGUUUUGAUCAAAUGGGACAAAAUUUGACAAUCAAAGGUUCGCAAUGGGGAGCUGCUAGUCGUUCUAUUUGGGGCAUUUUCGCGUCCGAUGGUCGUGACCCUUGGGUGCCUGGAGGGUUUGACGUCGAUGAUGGGGGCGGUGGUGACGGUGGUGGAGAAGAGACGAAGCAGGAGACUGCUAUGCAGCAGUUCUGGACGCCUACUGAUCUUCUCAAGUAG